AUGUCUGACCCUUCCACCCCAUUGCCAAUCUUACCUGAUCCACACCGUCAACACCACCAUCUACCACUCACACACGGUGGCGCCACCGCACCCUCUUCCUCCUCCUCCAUAAACAGAGAAUACCGCAAGGGUAAUUGGACCCUCCAAGAGACACUGACUCUCAUCACUGCAAAGAAGCUAGACGACGAGCGUAGGAUGAAAACUAGUUCAACGUCAUCAACGACUCCACAUGAACCCACCACCAGCAACAGCAGAACCAGUGGUGAACUAAGGUGGAAAUGGGUGGAGAACUAUUGCUGGAGCCAUGGCUGUUUAAGAAGCCAGAACCAAUGCAAUGAUAAAUGGGACAACUUGCUUCGUGAUUACAAGAAGGUUCGUGACUAUGAGUCCAAAUCAGAAUCUUCCAACAACAACAACAAUGAUUUCCCUUCUUAUUGGACCAUCAAUAAACAACAACGCAAAGAGCAGAACCUCCCUUCAAACAUGGUUUUUGAAGUGUACCAAGCCAUAAGCGAAGUGUAUCCAAGGAAACAAACCCAAAGAAUUACCACACCACAACCUGUUGUCACAUUACUUACUUCAUCACCACUUCAAACACAACGACCUCUACCUCCACCUCCUCCACUUCCUCUACAACAACAACCUCCUCCUCCUCCUCCUCUUCCUCCGUCGCAACCUCCGGCUACCUCCACCACUCCGGCGGUUUCAGAGAGGUCAGAAUCAUCAGGCACAGAGCACAGUGAGGAUGAUGAUGGCUCGGAAUCUAAACGUAGGAAAGUUAGGAACCUUGGUUCGAGCAUAAUACGCAGUGCAUCAGUAUUGGCACGAGCUAUUACGAGUUGUGAGGAGAAGAAGGAGAAACGGCACCGUGAACUGAUCGAGAUGGAACAAAGGCGGCUUCAGAUAGAGGAAGCUAGGAACGAGGUUCACCGGCAAGGUAUCGCCACCCUUGUCGCCGCCGUGACCAACCUUUCCGGUGCCAUUCAGUCACUCAUUAGUUCUGAACGCCAUGGCCAAAGAUAA
Messenger RNA from Gastrolobium bilobum, 1023 nucleotides. Its product is annotated as trihelix transcription factor ASR3-like. The transcript has 2 exons. NCBI's taxonomy places the organism in Eukaryota, Viridiplantae, Streptophyta, Magnoliopsida, Fabales, Fabaceae. Bases 1 to 1023 code for a protein of 340 amino acids. The record is from RefSeq and is a predicted model, not a curated record.